CCAUUGCGCGACUCAAGCAGAUAGCAGCCGUUUGGACCAUCUUCCCCGUCAAGGCUCUUUGAGAUUCUAAAUAUAACGUCACAAAAUGACGUAGUUUUGUGACUGUUACUCAAAUAAAUAAGAACAAACUAGUUUUUAUAAAGUUUACAGCAAGGUUACUACAGGUAGUAGUCGUUGGACCAUCUCCCACUUCAAGGCAACAACAAGACCCUCCGGAGGAGAUGAAGCGGCGGCUGCAUAAGAAGUACCUGCUUCUGAUCCUGGCUUACUCGGGUUUGCUGCUGCUGGUCCCGUACGUGCUGGACUACCGGGACAAGUCCGUGCAGCAGUCUAAACACGGUCUCCCGCAGCAGCAGCCCCGGUGCCCGGAGCUGGAGGACACGGUGGCGCUGCUGUGGGACACCGGGGACCGGGAGGACCGGGACCGGGGACCGGGACGGGGACCGGGGGAACGGCAGCAGCGACCCGGCUCAGCAGCAGCCCUCCAACCGGACCAGGAGCCGCGGAGGCACGUCUACCUGCACGCCACCUGGAGGACCGGGUCCUCGUUCCUCGGGGAGUUGUUCAACCAGCACCCCGACGUGUUCUACCUGUACGAGCCCAUGUGGCACAUCUGGCAGGCCCUGUACCCGGGGGACGCGGGCAGCCUGCAGGGCGCCGUGCGGGACAUGAUGAGCAGCCUGUUCCGCUGCGACUUCUCCGUGCUCAGGCUGUACGCAGGCUCGCAGAACGUCACCACCUCCUUCAUCUUCGGCUGGAAGAACAACAAGGUGAUCUGCUCAGAGCCGCUGUGCGACGCCCACAAGCGCCACGAAGUCGGGCUGGUGAAGGAGGACCGGUGCGCCAAGUGCCCGAGGAGAGACAUCAGGGAGCUGGAGAGGGAGUGCAAGAAGUACCCGGUGAUGGUCAUCAAAGGGGUGCGGGUUCUGGACCUGAGCACGCUGGUGCCCCUGAUGAGAGACCCGCUGAUUAACCUCCAGAUCGUCCAGCUCUUCAGGGACCCGAGGGCCGUGCACAACUCCAGGCUGAAGUCCAAGCAGGCCCUGGUGAAGGAGAGCAUCCAGGUUCUGCGCAGCAAGAAGCAGACCGACAAGUACAAGCGGCUCCUCGUGCCCAGCAACCGGGUGAACCGUGCAGAGAGCUACGUGUCCAGCGCCAUGGAGCUCAUCUGUGACAACUGGCUCGGGGACUUGAUGCUGGUGGCCAACGCGCCCCCCUGGGUGAGGAGGAACCACCUGCGGGUCCGCUACGAGGACCUGGUGCUGCGGCCGAUGGAGGAGCUCCAGAGGAUCCUCCGCUUCUCCAACCUCUCCAGCUCUCCGGCUCUGGAGAAGUUCGCUCUGAACAUGACGCACGGGCAGGGUUACUCCUCCGACCGGCCGUUCCUCAUCUCCUCCAGGGACGCCAAGGAGGCCAUCUACGCCUGGAGGGAGAGGCUGAGCGUGGAGCAGAUCCACCAGGUGGAGGCCUACUGCAGCGAGGUCAUGAGGCACCUCGGCUACGGGAGACACGGCGUGGACAAGACCUCGUGAGGAAUGUGCCGAGCAGUAUUUCUUCGCUGAGGGUGAAAGGUGGGAUAACAGACCGAGCAGCUGGAAUGUGGUCCGCUGGGCGCUCAGGAGCUCUGGGCUUGUUUUCCUUCAGCCGAGGAGGCCCGAAGAACCCAAGAGGAGGAGGAGAUCAGCCAAUCACAGACGGACACAUUUAAAAACAUGGGGGAGAGAGAAAGCAGCUUCUUUGAGCCGCGUGUUUGAUACCAGCAGGAGGAACAGAAAACAAAGAGACGAGGCCGGAUUGUGCUGCUGUUAACACCGACCAGCCUCCAUCCUUCUCUCCUUUUUAUAGUAGCACUAAUCCUCACAUCACCAGCAGCCGAGGGCCAGAAGAAGCCCGAGACAGGAGCCCUUUUUUGGGGGAUAAAACGUCCCGGAGCCAGGGCGUCACAGCGUCGGGGCUCGCUCUCACCUGUGUGGCUCAUCUGCCCAGCCGUUAUCUCAACGCUUAGCUGCUCAUUAACAAUGCAAAUGUAGAGCUCUGAGAGAAGAAACUACAGUAUUAUGUGGAACAGAGGGGCUGACGGAGGAACGUCGGUUCCACCCCCGGCCCCUCAGGAAUCCAGACAGCUGCAGCGCCCCGCUGACAAAACCCUCACAUGGGUGUGAAAUGUUCUCAUGUCCCACAGACGAGUCCUUGGAGAGCUGCCUCGCUCCUCUCACAACCAGCGUUUUCUCUUUUUUUUAGCAACAGACGGUACUGAUUCAUAUUGUGUUUAUAGUUUGUUUAAAAUGCUGUGCAGCCCUCCGGAGUGAAACAGCAUCCACGUGUUCAACUUUAGAAGUUGGUUCUGUAAUAAAUCGUUUGGUGGUAACAUAAAAACGGUACUUUUGUCAAAGAAAGAAAUAACAUUAAGAUUAUUUAAACUGACCUCAAUAAAGACUAGAGAAGAGGAAAUAUGUGUGUGAGUGAAAACUCAUUAACUUUAAAGAGACAGUAGUGAUGUUUAUCAGUGUGUCUGUGUGAGGUUCUCCUCCACAGUCAGUGUUUCACUACAGCAGAUGUUUGUAGAAACAGACGGAGAACUGAAGCUGUUAUCUAUGCUCUCUACAAAGACACCAGACUACAUUCACACAAACAGAGAUUUAACCUCUCAGAACACAGGAGCUACUGCUCUACUGCUGCCUCCAUCUGUUAGUCUGUUUGUUUGUGGGAUUGUGUAACUUUUUGUGUUCAGUUCAAGUCUCACAAUAACAAACAGACUUAGACCAGAAACUCUUAUUAUCUGAGAGGAACAUUUUGGUUGCUAUGAAGAGAGUAGAUCACGGCUUAUGUUUGGACUAAAAACUUGUAAAGAGACAGAUUUUAUGCUUGAUUAUCCAUAAAUAAUGCUACUUAUAGUAAUAUUUUUCUUUUAAGUUUUUGUUAUUUUGUCAAAUGGUGUUUUAAAGUGUUAAUUCAGAUUCACCAAAGUCAAACAAUAACACAAUAAACUACCCGAUGGAGGCAGCAGUAGAGCAGUAACUCCUGUGUUCUGAGAGGUUAAAUCUCUGUUUGGUGUCUUUGUAGA
Molecule: messenger RNA, 3064 nt
Organism: Anoplopoma fimbria (sablefish)
Lineage: Eukaryota; Metazoa; Chordata; Actinopteri; Perciformes; Anoplopomatidae
Gene: chst7
Product: carbohydrate (N-acetylglucosamine 6-O) sulfotransferase 7
Biological process (GO): carbohydrate metabolic process; N-acetylglucosamine metabolic process
Cellular component (GO): Golgi membrane
Molecular function (GO): N-acetylglucosamine 6-O-sulfotransferase activity; chondroitin 6-sulfotransferase activity
Source: RefSeq, a predicted model, not a curated record